Molecule: messenger RNA, 387 nt
Organism: Aspergillus aculeatinus CBS 121060
Lineage: Eukaryota; Fungi; Ascomycota; Eurotiomycetes; Eurotiales; Aspergillaceae
Exons: 1
Coding region: 1-387 (128 amino acids)
Source: RefSeq, a predicted model, not a curated record
AUGAUGUCCCCCAGCACCAUUGCCUUCCUCUUCUCCACCGCGCUCGCCGUGCUUACCCCCCUCGCCGCCGCCAAACGCUGCUACAGCGGCGGAGAAUCGUACCGCUCUGUCGCCACCGGCCACGAAAUUCUCGAGGAGGCGGUGAAUGCCUGCGACAUCCUCGAGGGGAUCUACGUCUCUGGCGCCAGCCGUCCUCACUGCAGCAACCUCCAGUCGGGCAACCGCGUCAACUGGGAGGUGACCAACGAAUCCGGCUCGAAGGCCAUUCUUUCCUCAAUCGACUGCGUCGCUGCCUUGAGAACCGAGAUUGAGGCCUGCCCGCGCGGUAGUCUGCAGAAUUACGGUCCCUUCUUGUUUAAAUACGACCCCAACGCGGGCGCUUGCUAG